Microsporum canis CBS 113480 is the source of this 1335-nucleotide messenger RNA. RefSeq names its product mitochondrial chaperone BCS1. The transcript has a single exon. Gene Ontology annotation, cellular component: mitochondrial inner membrane. Gene Ontology annotation, molecular function: ATP binding; ATP hydrolysis activity. The record is from RefSeq and is a predicted model, not a curated record. Bases 1 to 1335 code for a protein of 444 amino acids. Lineage: Eukaryota; Fungi; Ascomycota; Eurotiomycetes; Onygenales; Arthrodermataceae. Gene Ontology annotation, biological process: protein insertion into mitochondrial inner membrane from matrix; mitochondrial respiratory chain complex III assembly.
AUGGAGGCUAACAUCACCACAUCGAGCCUUGCUGGCCUAGUCUUGACGAUUUCAGACUUGUUUCUCCCUACAUAUCUCUUACCCUUUCGACGACAAUUAGACACCCCCGGCUUAUACUAUUCUCUUCUACCCGGCUUUUUACUCUUAACCCUUUGGACUUACUCCUCGACAAUUGUGGACCUCCUUACUGUUUCAGUUGAAAUACCGACGCAGGAUGUACUUUAUUGUAACGUCCAGCAAUGGCUUGAGGAGCGAAACCCGGCUACCAAUCAUGUCCUAGCUCGUAUAGAGGCAGACAAUAUCGAUUUCAAUCGUGAUACCAGCAAAAAACCUGGGGUUAUGGUUAAAUAUUGCCCCCGAAGGACGUGUUUCUUCGUAUACCGUGGGUGGUGGAUUCAAUACUCUCGAUUUCAUGUUCCUUAUGGUACGACUAUAAGGCAAUAUAUAACACUACGCACGCUCUGGCCAGGGUGGCCUAUCGAUGACUUCCUUCAGACCCUCUGUCGCUCAAAGAACAACCAAAUCACUACGUUUCGUCCAGCACGGGCGGAGGCAAGAGAGAUUCUACCCUGGAGGGCAGUUAAUACCAGCUUGCCUCGCUCCAUUGAAUCAGUUAUUCUAAACGAAGAGAAUAAAAAUAAGGUUCUGGCUUGUACUGAAGAAUUCCUUAAGAGUCGGGAGUGGCAUACCCAACGUGGUAUCCCCUAUCGAUUUGGCAUUUUGCUAGAAGGUCCCCCUGGGACUGGGAAAACAAGCCUCUCAUGCGCGAUGGCUGGGUAUUUUGGGUUGAAUAUAUACUGCAUGUCCUUAGGGGACCCGUCUCUUACCGAUGAUGACUUGGCUGAUUUACUAAAUUGCCUACCAAAACAAUGUUUUGUUCUAAUUGAAGAUAUCGACUGUGCAAAUAUUGAACGGCGAGAUAUUAUAGUGAACCCGGAAAAUAAAGGCAACAAAAGGCAAAUCUCCCUAUCUGGACUCCUUAAUGCGAUUGAUGGCCCAGCGUCGGCUGAAGGGAGAAUUCUGAUUAUGACCACCAAUUAUUCCCAUCAUCUUGAUGAAGCCCUAAUUCGGCCCGGACGCGUGGACUUAACCAUUCCUUUUACUCUCGCGACAAAGCAGCAACUCAAAUCAAUGUUUCUUCAAAUUUUUUCUAAAGCGGAACAAGUACCAGGCCUUGAAAAUCUUGAGAAUCUUGCAGAUGCAGCGGUAGCAGAUCUGCCUGAUUACAAGAUUUCACCUUCCCAGUUCCAGGGCUUUCUGUCAGGCCACAAAUCUGACCCCCAGGGAGCUGUGGACAGUGUGAUGGAUUGGAGAAAGAAGGUGUUGGAAGUGUAG